GUGCCGUCAUAACAAUUCGUUAAGUUUUCGGUGUUUGUUGUUGUUUUGUUUGACAGUUCGAGCUCGAGCGAGGCAACAUAUCGAAAGGUGUCGUCGCGGUGUCAUCUGCCGAGGCCAGUGCGAUCUCAAAUUCCCUUUCGAACGUAUCGGUGCAGCCCUGCUUUGGGGUUUCAGUUCCUGCAAAUUGAGCUGUAUAGCAGGAGGCUAACUUGUGCUGCACUUUCGGUGCCCGAAAAGAGUGUGCGAGAGACCAUCAACUGAUUACUGCAUUAGUGGGGUACUUGUGGUGAGGUAAAGUGUGUAGUAUUCUGGUUUUUUGCGACACAUACGUAAGCAUAAUGGCGUAGUCAGUGCAACCGAGUGAAACUGUCUGUGACGACGUGGUGGAAAAUUGCUAUUCUAGAAAAUCGAGUGAAAUCCGGAACACGGGUCCGACACGCGGUGUCCCGAGAGACUGGGUGAGUUUGUUAUCGGGAAAAAGAUAACCGAUAGGUGCGGUGCAACGUGUGAAAGUGACAUAUUUGGCAAUCUAACUUUCAACUUUUGUUGCUGACUACUGCGUUGAGAACAGCAAUACGCAUAUCCAAAGAAGGUCACCUGCCUAUCUUUCCCCCACUCAGCAACCAUUUGAGACGUUGAGGCAUUUUAUUAUCGAAAAUGACUCCGAUCGGAGAAAUUAUAACCCACUACCAGAAAAGCAUCGACCGAUCGCUGGACAACGAGCAAAGGCUGCUGCACUGCAUCAACAAGCUGUAUCGAUUGCCGAUCUUGGUGCAGCACCUGCAGGAAACCGGCAUCGGUAGGACGGUGAAUGGGUUGCGCCGGCACGAUGGAGAGGUCGGGGUCGCCGCCAAAGCCCUGGUCACCAAAUGGAAACGGAUGGUAGCGGCCGAAGAGGACGAUGAUGGCCAGAAUGGGGAAGAGGAGCCGGAGGAAGACGACGAGGACAGAGGCCAUCAGGACCGAUCAGCUGGCAGGGGAGACGACCAAUCGGCAUUUUCAUCGCGGGAUGAUCGGGAUCAAGAUAUGUCGGAGAACUAUCUGGAACAAGAUGAUGGGUACGAUGAAAAACCGUUGCAAGUCGAUGAGCAAUUGUAUGAUGACGAGGUACCGAUCGACUACGAAGAGGAACCGGCCAAGUCACGAGAUUUAUCUGAACAGGAAGACGACGACGUAGAUAACGACGAAAAUAAUUAUGAAGGAACUCCGAACGGAUACCAUCCACGAUCGAUGGAAGAUGAUAGUGAGCGAGUAAGCACCAGCAGUAGCCAUCGACAUCGAGAACGGAGAUCCAGUCACGAUAGUGACAGUAGGAAGAUCGAUACAGGCCACCGAAGUAGUAGCAGUAGGAGUAAGUCAAAGGAGUACUCCCACAGCAAGAGCAAGAGCUCGUCAUCUUCUCACUCGUCGAAGGAAGGUGGAAAUGGCAGCAGCAGCAUUAGGUCCAGGGAUCGGGAUCACGAUCGGAAGAGUGGCUCUUCGUCGUCUUCGAAAAAAUCGUCGAGCCAUGAUAAGGAUAGGGAAAGAUCUGGGAAACAUACCAGCAGUAGUAGUAGUAGUAGCCGCAAAGAGUCUAACCACUCAAAGGCUAAAGAAAGUAGUAACUCUCAGAGGGAUAAAGACUCAAGCAGCAAACAACACUCGAGUUCCUCCAAGAGUUCCUCAAGCAAGCAUGACAAGGAGUCUUCCUCGAGUAGCAAACGGCAGCUUUCGCCGGAAAGGUCAGAAGAUGAGAACGUUUCUAAAAAGAUAAAGAAGGAAGAAUCCAGCAAAUCGAGUGCAAAGGAAAAGUCCAGCCGCGUUAGCAGUAAGACUUCUAGUAGCAAGGAUAGGACCAAAAAAUCUUCAGACAAAAAAAGAGAAUCUUCAUCUAAAAAGUCAAGCCCAAAAGCAAACACAUCUGACGAUGAAGAAGAAGGGAUCAAUCAUUCUGAGGGAACCAGUUUUGACGCCGUCAUGGCCAUGAUGGAUAUGCCGUCUUCAUCGAAAAAGAAGCAGCCCGGCAAAGGGCUGGAAAAAGAUAAAUCAUCGUCCUUCAGCAUGCCACCGCCGGCGCAGAAAAUCAAAACGGAAAAACAGUCCCCUAGCUCCUCGGGCAAAAGCCGCGAAGCCCGAUCUCCGAGCACUGCCUCCAGCAGUAGUGGCUACAGCAGCAGUUCCUCCUCCUCAACGCCCUCCCUACUGAAGCAGAAAGUUAAACUGGAACCAUUGCCGGACGCUUCGGAGUUGGUAGAAUCGCUACCAACCAUUUCUCCCAAUUAUCGACCGAUGCCGCUGAACCAGGUCGUGAUGGAUUGUGUGUUUUCCAACAACGGCAAGGCUCAGCGGUCGAUUCUGACCGAAGAAGAGACCCUCGGCCACAGCAUGCAGUCCAAAAACCUUCGCACCAAAGUUUUCUCCGGCAUCAAAACCUUCACUGGAAUCGUGCCCAGCCUGUACGACCUGUGCAUCCGACUCUUACAGGAAAAUAUCGAGCUGCUGGAUUGCACCGGCGGAAUUCCGUUCGAUAUGCUCAAGCCGGUCCUGGAACGUGCCUCCGCUAAACAGCUAGAAUAUCUGGAAGAAGUGAACCCGUACCUGUUGGAGGACACUGACAUCCUUUGGGAGCAGCACUGCAAACGACUCUUCCGAAGCCAAAAACGAAAGGAAGAAGAGUGCGAGUCCUGGCGGGAAAUGUACGCUCGUUGUUCAAAAGAAAGAGAGGUAAAGCUGAACCGUUUGACAGCCAACAUCAAGAUGGCCCAGGUAGAACAGACGGCAGCGGUCAGGAGAUCCCAGCUGGCCUACGUUGAUGCAUCGAUGGUCAAACCUCCUCGACAGGUGAUAAGCAAGCAAAUCAAGUACGGCACAGCCAAGGCUCCGGUUGUUUCGCCGGCUGCUCGGGUAGCAUCACUGAAGAACGUGGGCGGCAACAUAACUGGGGCUGGAGAUUCCCGGCUCAAAGUUGCCCCCGGCGUUCGGGACAACGCCCAGGCACAUGUUUUUGCACCCACCAAACCGAAGAAAGCCCCUCUUAUGGCAAAGGUGAUGACGUCCAUUAAAGGCUUCAAAGGUUUCCGCCGGUAGGUUUCCUUAUCGUUUUCAAUUGAUGAAAAACCAAAAUCGUAUAAACAUCACUAUGGAGAUACAACAAAAAAAAAAACUCAUGCAUGAGUACGGAAACCCAUAAGCAGCAGCAACAUCACUUUUGUGCGAAAUUGCGUUUUCACUGGUAUCGGGGAACGUAAGGCGAUCUCCAUCGAAUUGGUAACGAAAAACAAGGAAACGCAAGCUGAACACAGAAACCUGUUGAUCAGUUAGAGCAGUAGUCUCAGGGAAUGGUGGGAACAGGCUCCGCAUUGUUGAAAGGCUUUUGAUGUGUCCAGUUAAGAUUACGAUUUUAAUCGAAUAGCGAAGGAAAUAAAAAAGCAGAUACCAGCUCUUUUUGGUCUCGAACAUGCAACCUGCGCUAAAUAGUAUCGUAUUCAAGGAAAUUGUUUAUAUUGAAAUUAUUUAUAUUAGUUUUUUUUAUGAAAUUUUAAACAAAAAAAGUAUGAAAGAAGUCAUUUCGCCAAAUAGAAAUGUCGGUUCUAGGUUUUUGUCAUGUUAAACCAUUAUUGGUUCAGCGGUUGUGUCUUCAUUAUUUCGCCUAUCCCUGUAAAUAGUUAGAUUUUCUAGUUAUAGUGCAAACUCAAAUAUAAUAAAUACAAACAAUUGAAUCUAUCAACAUAAUGUAGUCCAAUAUAUUCUUAAAUAUGUAGAAAUAUAACAGACUGCUGGUAGCAAAAAAUAA
Molecule: messenger RNA, 3772 nt
Organism: Uranotaenia lowii
Lineage: Eukaryota; Metazoa; Arthropoda; Insecta; Diptera; Culicidae
Gene: EloA
Product: transcription elongation factor B polypeptide 3
Exons: 5
Coding region: 658-3066 (802 amino acids)
Biological process (GO): transcription elongation by RNA polymerase II
Cellular component (GO): elongin complex; nucleus
Source: RefSeq, a predicted model, not a curated record